This is a messenger RNA of Colletotrichum phormii, 900 nucleotides long. RefSeq lists its product as uncharacterized. Gene Ontology annotation, cellular component: nucleus. Bases 1 to 900 code for a protein of 299 amino acids. The record is from RefSeq and is a predicted model, not a curated record. Lineage: Eukaryota; Fungi; Ascomycota; Sordariomycetes; Glomerellales; Glomerellaceae. The transcript is spliced from 5 exons.
AUGUCAAAACUGAUAGUGGUGUGUGGCGUGACCAGCACCCAGGGACGUUCUGUCGCAGAAAACUUUCUUCAGGAAGCUGGAUGGAGGCCAGCUAGCUUGGCACUGGCUGCUAAGGGUGUCGAAAUCGUUGAAGGCGACUUGGACAAAGCCGAUUCUCUGAAAGCUGCUCUUCAAGGUGCAAAUGUUGUGUUCGGAAACACCGUGUUUUCCUUUGUUCUGGCACUGACCUCGAAUCCGCAACUAAAACCAGGACAGUCUCUCCUUGAAUGGGCUUAUGAACUCAAGGUUCAGCAAGGAAAGAACUUGGUGCAGGCCGUCGCCGAGCUAGACUCACUUCAGCUGUUCGUAUGGUCAACACUAUCAGCAACUCGAAAAUGGUCAGGAGGGAAAUUCCAGAACGUCUUCCAUUUUGACUCGAAGGCCGCCGUGGUCGAUCAUGUACGGGAUUAUUUUCCUGAUUUAUACAACAAGACGUCAUUGCUUCAGCUAGGGCUCUUUAUGACGAAUUGGAGAUUUGGUCCCGUCAACAUUCCAUGGGCGAAGCGGGGAGAUGGUACCAUGGUCCUACGUAUGCCAGGAGAACUCAGGUAUCCGAUUCCACAUGUUCUUGUUGAGGAAACAGGGAAAUAUGUCAAGGCCCUAGCUCAGGGUUCUCCAGGCACACACUUGCUGGCUUGCUCCGAGUUCCUGACUUGGCCAGACUAUGUGAGCUUGUGGAGUAAGACGACUGGGGUUCCGGCAGUAUUUGAAUCCAUUACUAUGGAUGUAAUGGAUAAGCUUGCCCCAGGAGGCUAUGGUCUUGAAAUUGGGGAGAUGCAUGCAUACGCUUUGGAGUACGUUGAGGUUGCAUUCUGUGAGAAGACGAAAGGCUCGAGCCCUCUGUACGAACUGGAUUUAUGA